AUGGCUUUGCAAAGAGAACUAAGCAUUGCAUUGUAUGUAAUUGUUGCAAUUUCAUCUUUUGAUGCCUCUUUUGGUUUGCGAUAUACAGUAGGAGACGCUGUCUGGUCCAUCCCAAUAUCCGCUAAUUUUUACUCAAACUGGUCCUCUUCUAUUGUCUUCUACCUUGGUGAUUCUCUAGUUUUCGACUUUGAAUCAGAGCUUUCCAAUGUGAUACAAGUGCCAAAACAAGACUAUGAGAACUGCAUUACUCACAAUCCCUCAAAGAUCCUUACUGUAGGUCCAGCUAUUAUAGUAUUAAAUGAGGAAGGUGUAUUCUACUAUAUAUGCAACAUCUCCAACUACUGUGACCUAGGUCAAAAACUUACCAUUGUCGUCCACAAGCAUUCCAUAGAUUAUCCACCAACUCCGUCCCCAUCCCCGUCCCCGUUGCCGUUGCCGCCACCACAUGUACUGCCAUCUCUUGCCCCAGAACCAUCUCUAGGUAAUGGACAAGGGACUAAUAUGUCAGGAUCGCCAAUGGUACUUGAUACUACUAUAGCGCCAUCGCCGGUUAUGAAUGAUAAUUCUAAUGGAGUUUCCGGUGAAAAUAGAAUGAGAUCAUUAGGUGUAAUUAUAAUUUCUAGUGGACUGACAUUUCGUUUGGCUUUGUAA
This is a messenger RNA of Ricinus communis (castor bean), 651 nucleotides long. Its product is annotated as cucumber peeling cupredoxin. Bases 1 to 651 code for a protein of 216 amino acids. Gene Ontology annotation, cellular component: plasma membrane. The record is from RefSeq and is a predicted model, not a curated record. Lineage: Eukaryota; Viridiplantae; Streptophyta; Magnoliopsida; Malpighiales; Euphorbiaceae. Gene Ontology annotation, molecular function: electron transfer activity. The transcript has 2 exons.